UUAAUCUGGAAAAUGAAGCGAGUCCUUUAUGCAACGUGUUUGUUACUUCUUUUCGUUUCCUAUGUAGAUAGUCACGCAUUCCAGUCUCUGAAGGCCGAAGACAUGUACGAAUGCUAUGUGAAGCUCCUGUGCACUUUAAAUCGGGAAGAAGAUUUUCAUGAAUUAUUAGAGGAAGCUGGGCCAGAGAUUAAAGGAAACGGCUGGGAAUGGAUCAAAACUGUUACUGGCGUUGAAGGCCCAGACAAUACCUUAGAAAACUGGGCUAGAUACAAAGCUGUUGUCUGUGAUCUUUCAGAAGAGGAAAAUAGAAAACAAUUCAAUGAAUUUUUCCAGUUAGGAGGCGAAUACUGGCUGGAAGUUUGUUUUAACACGUACUCACCUAGGUGCAAAAAAGCAGAGGAAACUGCAACAAAAGUUGCUGAAUAUUUCGAGAUACACUUUGAGAAUGGAAAUUGUAGGAAGAGUGCCGGAAAUGAGCAGAAAACGAAAAAGAAAGUAGUGUUUGGAUGAAAACUUGACUGAUCGGUCUUUGAAUGAUUAUCACUUGAUUUUGUUUGCAAAAAAUGUUAAUUCGGAAUUUUAUUAAAAAUAAUAUCUACAAAUAUAUUAAAAGUAUGAAAUUA
Argiope bruennichi is the source of this 623-nucleotide messenger RNA. RefSeq lists its product as uncharacterized. The record is from RefSeq and is a predicted model, not a curated record. The coding region runs from base 13 to 510 and encodes 165 amino acids. NCBI's taxonomy places the organism in Eukaryota, Metazoa, Arthropoda, Arachnida, Araneae, Araneidae. The transcript has 6 exons.